AAACAUGUAAAGCCAAGAUGAUCCAAUAUAUUCGCCAAAAAACACACACCACCAAAAUUUUUCUUUUUAAAAAAACAGUUCCUCUAAAUUUAGAUACCCCAUCCGUUGUUUCUCUCUCUCACAUUCUCUGUCAGAAAGAGAGAGAGAGAUUAGCAGCACCACAUGACCGCCCCAUAUUUCGCCAUAUAAAGAUGGAUUUAUUAUAUAUAUAAAAACUCCAUUAUAUUGUCCAUAGCUUCAUAAGGAGAGUAGCUGUGUGCUAAGAGUUGGCAACAAUGGCUCCUCCAUUCUCCUCUAUUUUUGUUUUCUCUCUUUUGUUUAUUGGUGUUUUCGUGCAAGCCGACCAGGUGGGGCAAUCCGCUGCAUUUACUUAUGAUGGCUCGCAUGGACCUCAAUACUGGGGAGAGUUGAGCCCAAGUUUUGCAGCAUGCAAAAAUGGAAAAUCACAGUCACCAAUAGACAUUGUGAAGGACAAGACCUCGUUUGGCAAGCAUCUUCAAACACUAAUCAGAAAAUAUACUUCUGCUAAUGCCACACUUGUCAACAACGGCUUUAACAUUGGGUUACAUUUCGGGGAGAAUUCAGGUGGAGUAGCCGUAAUAGAUGGUAAAAACUACAGCCUCAAACAAAUGCAUUGGCAUUCUCCUUCCGAGCACCGCCUCAACGGCGAGCAAUUCGCAGCCGAGCUUCAUCUACUCCAUCAGGCAGACGACGGCAGCCUCUCCGUCAUAGCAAUCCUCCUCCAAUACGGCGAUCCAGAUCUCCUACUCCAGAAGAUCCAAGACAAAUUGGGGGAGUUAGCCAAGGAGCGAUGUGGCGCCGAUGAAGAAUCUCACAUUACAAUCGAAAACCUAGACACGAGGCAAUUGAGGAAGAAGACUCGCAAAUAUUACAGAUACGUCGGCUCUCUCACCACUCCUCCCUGCUCCGAGAACGUCAUCUGGAGCAUUCUCGGCAAGGUGAGGACUAUUUCGAAGGAGCAAGUUGAAGCACUGAAGGCUCCAUUGGAUUCGGCGUACAAAAACAACGCCCGGCCGGCGCAGGCGCUGAAUGGCCGGAAGAUUGAAAUCUACGACGAACUCAGCGAGUACUGAAAACCUCUCCCGCGCCCUCUUUGUGCCGCACAACAAUGAACAAACGAAGAAUUGCUCGGCUUGAAUUCCUCUUCUUAAAAGGAAAAAAAAAAAGAAAAAAGAAAAGAAAAAGAAGUUCAUAAAUACCAUUCUAACCUUUCUACUCUGUAAUCUUCGUGGAUUGAUUGAAUAGUAACUGGUCAUUUCACGUUUCCUCCCUGA
This is a messenger RNA of Momordica charantia (bitter melon), 1295 nucleotides long. Its product is annotated as alpha carbonic anhydrase 1. NCBI's taxonomy places the organism in Eukaryota, Viridiplantae, Streptophyta, Magnoliopsida, Cucurbitales, Cucurbitaceae. Gene Ontology annotation, molecular function: zinc ion binding; carbonate dehydratase activity. The record is from RefSeq and is a predicted model, not a curated record. Gene Ontology annotation, biological process: one-carbon metabolic process.